Messenger RNA from Chinchilla lanigera (long-tailed chinchilla), 1779 nucleotides. Its product is annotated as interferon-induced guanylate-binding protein 1-like. Gene Ontology annotation, molecular function: GTPase activity; GTP binding. Lineage: Eukaryota; Metazoa; Chordata; Mammalia; Rodentia; Chinchillidae. The record is from RefSeq and is a predicted model, not a curated record.
AUGGCCUCUCAGACCCACAUGCGAGCCCCAGUGUGCCUCACUGAGAACACUAAAGGGCAGCUGGAGGUGAAUCAGGAAGCUCUGAGGAUCCUGUCUGCCGUCACCCAGCCCGUUGUAGUGGUUGCCAUCGUAGGCCUCUACCACACAGGCAAAUCCUACCUGAUGAACAAGCUGGCUGGAAAGAAAGAGGGCUUCUCUCUGGGAUCCACAGCGCAGGCUCACACCAAAGGAAUCUGGAUGUGGUGUGUGCCUCAUCCCGAGAAGCCAAACCAGACUCUAGUUCUGCUUGACACCGAGGGCCUAGGAGAUGUUGAGAAAAGUAACCCCCAGAACGACUCCUAGAUCUUUGCCCUGGCGAUACUUCUGAGCAGGGCACAUUGAUUUGUGUACAACAGCAUGGGCAUCAUUGAUAAAGAGGCAAUGGAUCAACUGCACUAUGUCACAGAGCUGACGGAGCUGAUCAGAGCAAAGUCUUCACCUGGCACAGAUGAGGUUGAAGAUUCAGCUGAUUUUAUGAGCUUCUUCCCAAACUUUGUGUGGACACUGAGAGAUUUCUGCCUGGAACCAGCUGAUGGACAAAACGUCUCUGCAGAUGCCUACCUGGAGAGUUCCCUGAAGCUAAAGCAAGGUACCAGUCAAAAAGAGAACAAUUUUAACCUGCCCCGACUCUGUAUCCGGAAGUUCUUCCCAGAGGAGAAAUGUUUUGUCCUCAGUAGGCCCACUCAUGGAAAGAAGCUGCACAAACUGGAGACACUGCAUGAUGAUGAGCUGGACUCUGAAUUUGUGCAACAAGUUGCAGAAUUCUGUUCCUACAUCUUCAGCUCUUCCAAGGCCAAAACUCUUCCAGGAAACAUUGAGGUCAAUGGGCCUCGUCUAGAGAGCCUGGUGCUGACCUACAUCAGUGCCAUCAGCAGUGGGGAUCUGCCCUGCGUGGAGAACGCAGUCCUGGCCUUGGCCCAGAGAGAGAACUCAGCUGCAGUACAGAAGGCUUUGGCCCACUAUGACCAGCACAUGGGCCAGAAGGUACAGCUGCCCACAGACACACUUCAGGAGCUGCUGGACCUGCACAGGGCCUGUGAGAGGGAGGCCAUCAAGGUCUUCAUCAAGCAUUCUUUCAAAGAUGUUGACCAUGAAUUUCAAAAGGAAUUAAAGGAUCAGCUACAAAAGAAGAUAGAAGAUUUCUAUCAACAGAAUUUGAAAGCAUCUUCAAAUCAUUGUUCAGCUUUACUUCAGGAUAUUUUCAGACCCCUAGAAGAAGAGGUGAAACAAGGCAUUUAUUCUAAACCAGGGGGUUACCGUCUCUUUAUUCAGAAGGUACAAAACCUGAAGAAAAAGUACCAUGAGGAACCCAGGAAGGGGCUACCGGCUGAAGAGGUUCUGCAGAAAUAUUUGCAGUCCAAGUGGGAUGUGACUGACGCCAUUCUACAGACAGACAAGACUCUCAAACAAAAGAAAAAGGAGAUUGAAGUGGAACGUGCAAAAGCUGAAUCUGCAGAGGCGGCUGCAAAAACGUUGCAGGAAAUGCAAAAGAAGACUCAGAAGAUGCUGGAGCAGAAAGAGAAGAGUUAUGAGGAGCAUGUCAAACAGCUGAUUGUGAAGAUGGAGGAGGAGAGAAUCAAGAGGAAGGCAGAGCAGGAAUGGAUUCUAAUUCUUAAGCUUCAGGAACAGGACCAACUGCUAAGGGAGGGAUUCCAGAAUGAGAGCAAAAAACUUCAGAAUGAGAUAAACUAUCUCAAAGCGGAGAUGGAAAGGCAAAAGAAAACAUGUGUCAUAAGCUAA